Cladophialophora carrionii CBS 160.54 is the source of this 1416-nucleotide messenger RNA. Its product is annotated as homogentisate 1,2-dioxygenase. The record is from RefSeq and is a predicted model, not a curated record. Gene Ontology annotation, cellular component: cytoplasm. The transcript is spliced from 2 exons. NCBI's taxonomy places the organism in Eukaryota, Fungi, Ascomycota, Eurotiomycetes, Chaetothyriales, Herpotrichiellaceae. Gene Ontology annotation, biological process: L-phenylalanine catabolic process. Gene Ontology annotation, molecular function: homogentisate 1,2-dioxygenase activity. Bases 1 to 1416 code for a protein of 471 amino acids.
AUGCCACCCGUAACGCACUUUGCAUUGAAGGAGAAGUAUGAGUAUCACGAUGGGUUGGGAAACCAUCACCGGUCUGAAGCCGUCCCUGGUGCUGUCCCGGUGGUCAAUAACCACCCACAAAUCCCCCCUUUAGGGCUCCGCACCGAGAAAAUCUCUGGGACAUCCUUCGUAGGUCCACGGGCCCACAACUUAUUCACAUAUCUGUACCGCAUUGAGUCUUCCUACCAACACACAGAGUUCACCGAAUGGAACCACGAUCUUGAAUUUGCCAAUCCGGCCCCGGCGAAACAUCUCAACCCGAAUUCAACCUCGUGGCGCACCUACCCGUUUCCGGAGAAAGGAGACUGGAUGAACCAGCGCCUAUUGGCGAGUAAUGGCAAUGCGCAGCAGAAGACCGGCAUCGCUGUCUGGGUGUUCAACGCACACAAAGAUAUGGCUCCGCAAACGGCUUUCACCAGCCUGGAUGGCGAGGCUCUCAUCGUCCCACAGUUCGGGUCGCUGGACAUCACGACGGAACUGGGCAAGCUACUGGUGAGGCCGAACGAGAUAGCCGUGAUUCCACGCGGGAUGAGAUACCGCGUGACACUGCCAGAGGGGAAGCCGUGUCGCGGGCACAUCUGCGAGCUCUACCAGGGCCAUUACCGGCUCCCCGAGCUCGGCAUCAUUGGGACGACCGGCCUAGCCAACUCCUACGAUUUUCAGGUACCGACGGCCUCCUUCGAAGGCCAGCUGGAACGGGCGACGAACGGCGACCAGAUCCCCGUCGCUAACAACGGGGCGAACAAAUGGACCAUCAUCUCGCGCCUGGACACCAAGCUGUGGACCUGCUCUCAGGUCACAACGCCCUUCAACGUUGUCGGCUGGCAAGGCACACUCUACCCUUACAAGUAUGACCUCGCUCGCUUCGAUACGAUAGGCAACCUUCGUUACGGCCAUGUCGACCCUUCGGUUUACGUUCUCUUGACAGCUCCUGCGUUCGGGAAGGCGCCCGGCACUGCCGUCGUUGACUUUAUCGGGGUCCCCCCCCGCUGGCAGGCGGCCGACGACACGUUUGGGAUGGCCUGGUUCCACCGCAACACGAUGCAGGAGUUCGGGUUCCCCGUCAUCAACGAUCAGCGUGCCGACACCCCGUUGAACAACCCCGACACUGAUUUUAGCCCCUUCGGAGGCUACCUCAAUGGGGCGAUGGCAACGCAUGGUCCUGACGAGCCGCAGUUUCAGGCGAUGAGGGCCAAGGAUACACGCACGCCGAGCAGGUAUGGGAACGAAAAAAUCACCAUUUGUGCAAUCGAGACCGAAUGCCCCCUUUAUCUGACUGAUUGGGCUCACAAAUCUGCUGAGAGGAAUCUGAAGGCGGUGAUUGAGGAGUACUUCCGGGGAAAGCAACUUCAGCGCAAUCCAGCGGAUUCCAAGUAG